Lactuca virosa is the source of this 1926-nucleotide messenger RNA. NCBI's taxonomy places the organism in Eukaryota, Viridiplantae, Streptophyta, Magnoliopsida, Asterales, Asteraceae. The record is from the annotation of a GenBank genome assembly.
AUGAAGGAACUUAGUUUACUUGAUGUGUCCAUGGGUUCUCUUGAUGCACGUAAAAGCGAUUAUUUUUUUCGAAAUUCGAAUUCUAAUAAAUUUCCAAAUGCUUUGCGGUAUCUUUGUUGGAACCAUUACCCUUUUAUGUCAUUACCCAUGACACUUCAUGCAGAUAAUCUUGUUUCACUUUACAUGACUGAGAGCAAAAUAGUACAACUCUGGGAAGGGGGAGAAAGAAAGGUUCUAAAGAAGCUCAGAUUCCUUGACCUCAGUUAUUCAAUGUUGAGGACCCUUGAUCUUGGGCUUACUCCAUAUAUUGAGACGUUGAAUCUUAAAGGAUGUACUAAUUUGGAAGAAGUGCACAUGAUUGGUGGAUGUUUAAAGCUCAUUACUAUCGACCUCAGUUUUUCAACCUUGACAACCCUUGACCUUGGGUUGGUUCCCAAUAUUGAGCUAUUAGAUCUUAGAAAUUGUUCAGGUCUGAUAGAACUUCACAUGCCCAGUAGAUCUCUAAAUUUGAAAUCCACCAAACUCAAAAAUUCAAAGUUGAGGACCCUUGACAUUGGGCUGAGUCCUAAUUUCGAGCAUUUAGAUCUUAGAAAUUGUUUGGAUUUGGAGGAAAUUCACUUGGCAAAUGGGUGUCAAAAGCUCACAUCCCUUGACAUUAGUUGUUCAAAGUUGAGGAAAAUUGACAUUGGGUUGACUCCAAAUCUUGAGAGGUUAGAUCUUAAAAAUUGUUAUAGUUUGGUAGAACUGAAUGUGGCCGAUGAUUCUCUAAAGAAACUCGUCUACUUAGGCUUAAGUGGUUGUUUGAGGUUCAGAUCUUUUAUUUUUCACAUAGAGGAUGAUACUUCUCAUACUGAGGAGAAUACUUCUUGUGCUGAGGAUGAUGCUUCUUGUAGUGAGGAUGAAUCGCUUGAGAUUGGUCCUCUAGCUGAGUUACAUCUGACUGCAAUUUCCAUACAUGGAUGCCCAUUUCACCCUGAAAGCAACCUACCAAAGCUGCAGUUUACAUGUUUAUAUGAAGAAGAUACACCGUUAUUUACUAGAAAUCUUGAGAAGCUUAUUUCUAUAGGUCUGUGUGUUUGCACAAACCUUGAUACGUUUUCAAGAAGCAUUUGCGGGUUACAAAGUUUAAGAAAGCUCAAACUAGAAGGCAACAUAUUAGAGGUCCCCAAGAAUCUUGACCAACUAGAAUGUCUAGAGGAGCUAGAUUUGUCAAAUACAAAGAUUAAACAUCUUCCCGAUAACAUUUGUAUGUUGAAACGUCUGAAAUCUCUCAAACUUAGAUCAUGUCGGUUUCUUGAGAAGUUACCCAAGGAUCUUGGCCGAUUAGAAUGUUUAGAGGAGCUAACUUUAACAUGUGGAAAAAUUAAAGAUCUUCCUGAUAGUAUUUGUAUGUUGAAACGUUUGGAAUCUCUUGAACUUUAUGAUUGCUCAUGUCUUGAGAAGUUACCUAAGGACAUUGGCCGAUUAGAAUGCUUGAAGAAGCUAACUGUGUCAUAUGCACAGAUUAAAGAUCUUCCUGAUAGCAUUUGUAUGUUGAAUAAACUGGAAUCUCUCGAACUUAGUUAUUGUUGGUUGCUUAUGAAGCUACCUGAGGAUCUUGGCCAAUUAGAAUGUUUAGAGAAUCUAAGCCUAAAGGGUUGUAAGUUUUUACAAGAUAUCCCAAGCAUCAUACGUAAGAUGAAAGGUCUAAAAAAUCUUAAUCUUUGUAAUUGUAUUCAAGUUAAGACAUUGCCUGAGGAACUUGGGGAUCGACAAUGUUUAGAACAGUUAGAUAUAGAAGGUACAUGCAUAAGACGUCUUCCACAGAGCAUGUUUUUGUUGAAAGGUCUGAUUAUUUAUGGGUUGAGAGGGGUACUUCAGUCAAGUGGUUUUACCUCUGAGAUUCAAACCUCGGAAUACGGUAUGUUUUGCUAUGUAAAGGUGUGA